This is a messenger RNA of Humulus lupulus (European hop), 803 nucleotides long. RefSeq lists its product as uncharacterized. Lineage: Eukaryota; Viridiplantae; Streptophyta; Magnoliopsida; Rosales; Cannabaceae. The record is from RefSeq and is a predicted model, not a curated record. Bases 192 to 803 code for a protein of 203 amino acids. The transcript is spliced from 7 exons.
UAGAUUUAUGGUGCUAUAAAAUCUUGAGCUUCUUGCAGUAUUAUUUGAGGUCAGGGGGAUGUAAAUUUGGAAAAGCGUGUAAAUAUAACCACACUAGAGGAAAGACUUAUGCAGCACCAUUAGCACCAGUUCUAGAGUUUAACUUUGUUGGUCUUCCAAUCUGAGUGGGUGAGAAAGAAUGUCCAUAUUACAUGCGAUAUCCAGAACAUCUGCCAUUUCUGUCAAGGUCUGCUGCUAUUUUCCGGGAGUGUUUUGAUCCUAUUGUAGCAAGAUCUGGUCGUGAUUUGAUUCCUGUUAUGGUGUAUGGAAGAAACAUUUCUGGUCAAGAGUUUGGAGGAAUGUACUGUGUAGUUUUAACUGUGAGGUCUAUUGUUGUAUCAGCUGGUCUUCUUAGGAUAUUUGGUCGUGAGGUAGCCGAGCUUCCCAUAGUGGCGACAACUAGAGAACACCAAGGGAAAGGAUAUUUCCAAGUAUUAUUUUCAUGUAUAGAGAAGUUGUUGGUUUCCCUGAAUGUGGAAAACAUUGUGCUUCCUGCUGCUGAGGAAGCAGAGUCAAUCUGGAAAAACAAGUUUGGAUUCACAAAGAUGAGUGAUGAUCGACUGUCAAAGUAUAUGAAAGAGGUGCAGUUUACAAUUUUCAAGGGAACAUCCAUGCUGGAAAAGGCAGUGCAGCAGCAACAACACAUAAUUAUAACUCUUGCUACAUGUGUUUGGGAAAAGCACUCUCAUUGGACUGUCCAUAUGUUUCUUUGCUGGUGUUUGCUUUUCUCUAUUCUCACCAGCAUUCAACUUGGCAACAAAUGA